Messenger RNA from Paramecium pentaurelia, 1255 nucleotides. Lineage: Eukaryota; Ciliophora; Oligohymenophorea; Peniculida; Parameciidae. The record is from the annotation of a GenBank genome assembly.
AAUGUACUAUGUUUGUAAGGGAUGCGAUAAUUGCUGUCGUAGUUGUUGUAGAUGUUGUGAAGUAAAUAUUUUCAUAUAACUGUAAGGAAUGUUGUGGAGAAUGUUGCGAUGCAAUUUCAAACUGUUUUUCUACACCUUUCUCAUUUUGUACUUUCAUUACUUUUUUUGUCUCAAUAAUUCCUUUCAUAAUAAUGAUAGUAGCAUUGAUAUAAAGUUCUGAUUUCGAUUGCUAAGAAAACAUUAAGACCUAUUUAAUAAUUUAAGGGAUCAAUAAUUUGAUUAACUUUUUGUUCUGUCUCUAUAUAACCUUUCAUUAUGGAUAUUAUGGUAAAUAUUAAGUAGAGAGUAAAAAAACAUUUUGGGAACAAACAGUAGAUUUAAUCUUAUAUGAUUGGUUUGUAUGCAUUUACAUAUUUGCAUUAAUCUUCUUUGUAAUAUGGCUUAUAAUAUGUUUUUCAGCAGCAAAUAAUGAAGUAUUAAAAUAUAUAUAUAUAAUUUUUAGCCAGAGUAUUCCCCUUGUAGACAAGAAAAUAAUGGAUUCUUAAUGACUGCAUUAACAAUCAAUUUAAUAUGCAUGAUAGUGUAUUUGAUAGUUGGAUUUCUGAUAUUUAUCAUAACAGUAAUUUUGUAUUCUUGUGAUGAUGGUAGCUGUAGUUGUGGAGGCUGUGUAAAUAAUUCUUUAAAUUUGUUAGUUUAGAUGUUGUUGUUUAGUAAUAACAUGUGGAAUGUGUGAUUUUGGAAAGGAUAAGAAGAAAUACUCAAAGGAAUACACUGAUUAAAGGAAAGCUUAAUAUAAUGAGGGUAGAAAAGGUUGGUUAUAAUCUGGAAAGAGAUUAUUUGGAUUUCUCUCUCUCGGAAGAGCAAAUCCUAGAAUGAAUUAAAUGAAUACAAAUAUGGAUUAAUAGUAAUAAUAACAAUAUUAUCAACCUUAAUAAUAAUAAUAAUAAUAAUACUAGAGACCUGUUCAUUAAGAUAGAUCAGUAUCAAAUUUAAUUAAUUUUAGUUCUUUGAUAAACUUUCUGAUUGUUUUAAAGGCAAUGAUAAUAAUAAUGCACCUUAAUAAAGACCUUAACCAUAACAGUAUUAAUAAUAAGUUUAUAUUUAAUAAUAACCGAAUAUUCAUUAAGCCAAUAAUUAUUAAUAACCAUAUCAAUAUUAAUAAUAACCAUAUUAAUAAUAAUAGUAUUCAUAACCAGCUUAAUAUUAACCUAAUUAUUAAUAUCCAUAGCAAUAAUAAAAUGGCUGGGGUAAAUGA